UCAGUUUUCGUGUUGUCGUGUAGUUUUGGAUUCUGUAUAUUUCUUGAAAUUAUGUAAAUGUAUAUUAUCGUAACAUUAAUAUAACUGUUAAAUACAUUUACAUGUAAAUAAUUAAGUAGAAUGAAGUUACAGUUUUGAAGGAAUCAUUUAAUAAUAUAUGAAAUAAUGUAUGAACCAACUUUACGUUAUGAGAAGAUAGACUUUCUGGGAGAGGGACAGUUUGCUACUGUAUAUAAAGCAAAAGAUGUGAAAAGCGAUAAAAUAGUCGCCGUUAAAAAAAUUAAAAUUGGAUCGCGUUUGGAGGCUCAAGAUGGGAUCAAUCGCACUGCUCUCAGAGAAAUAAAAUUGUUACAAGAACUGCAGCAUAUCAACCUCAUUGGAUUAUUAGAUGUAUUUGGACAGAAGUCAAAUGUAUCAUUAGUGUUUGACUUUAUGGAUACUGACUUAGAAAUAAUAGUAAAGGACAGCAAUAUUGUACUUACUCCUGCUAAUGUUAAGGCAUAUACUAUUAUGACUCUCAAAGGACUGGAGUAUUUACAUCAAAAUUGGAUACUGCAUAGAGAUUUGAAACCUAAUAAUUUACUUAUAAACCGUGAAGGAAUAUUGAAGAUUGGAGAUUUUGGUCUGGCAAAAGCAUUUGGAUCACCGACCAGAAUAAACACUCAUCAAGUUGUGACAAGAUGGUAUAGAUCUCCAGAGUUGUUGUUUGGUGCACGGCAAUAUGGAACUGGUGUUGACAUGUGGGCAGUGGGUUGCAUAUUAGCUGAGUUACUACUGAGAGUGCCGUUUCUGCCCGGGGAGUCUGAUUUAGAUCAGCUUUCCCGAAUCUUUCAGGUGUUUGGAACUCCAAAUGAAGAAACAUGGCCCGGCAUGAAGAACCUCACGGACUACGUGCAGUUCAAGCAGUUCCCGGCGCAGCAGCUGCGGCACAUCUUCAGCGCGGCGGCGGACGACCUGCUGCAGCUGCUGGACCGCCUGCUCGCGCUGUACCCGCCCGCGCGCUGCGACUGCACGCAGGCGCUGCAGAUGCCCUACUUCAGUAAUAAACCAGCACCAACUGUAGGUGCGAAGUUGCCCAUGCCUACAAAUAUAUCCAAAAUGGAAUCCGAGAAGCCAUCGCUCAAGAGGAAACUAUUAGAUAAUAUAGAUGGCGGUAGUCUCGCUAAACGUCUACAAUUCUGAACUUCCAAUAAAAUGUGAACGGACACUGCCUUUGUUGAGGACUUAGCAAGUGCAAUAGAUUUAUAUUAAUGCAUUUGUUGAAUUCAUCAUUGAUUCUAUUGGUUUUGUUUACGUUACAAAAUAAAGCUGGACUUUUAGCUUGACUUUAUUAUAGACUAUUGAUUGAUAAUUUUGUAAAACAGACAAAUAUAUUUUGA
Messenger RNA from Papilio machaon (common yellow swallowtail), 1379 nucleotides. It is a transcript of the gene Cdk7, whose product is annotated as cyclin-dependent kinase 7. The transcript is spliced from 7 exons. Bases 166 to 1182 code for a protein of 338 amino acids. Gene Ontology annotation, molecular function: RNA polymerase II CTD heptapeptide repeat kinase activity; cyclin-dependent protein serine/threonine kinase activity; ATP binding. The record is from RefSeq and is a predicted model, not a curated record. Lineage: Eukaryota; Metazoa; Arthropoda; Insecta; Lepidoptera; Papilionidae. Gene Ontology annotation, cellular component: nucleus; transcription factor TFIIH holo complex; transcription factor TFIIK complex. Gene Ontology annotation, biological process: protein phosphorylation; positive regulation of transcription by RNA polymerase II.